ACAGAAAGUGAAACUUACAGACAUUCACUGUCGUCGAGGAGAAAUGGCGCAGCAAGUGAGUUUGGGUCGGGAAAAACUGAGCUGUUCGAUCUGUCUGGAUAUUCUAAAGGAUCCGGUAGCUAUCCCCUGUGGGCAUAAUUAUUGCAUGAGCUGUAUUAAAGACUGCUGGGGUAAGGAGAAUGAGGAGAAAACCUACAGCUGCCCACAGUGCAGGCAGAGCUUCAAACCGAGGCCUGCCCUGGUGAAAAAUACCAUGCUUGCAGAGUUAGUGGAGGAACUGAAGAAAAUAGGGCUUCAAGAUGCUUCACCUGAUCUUUCCAUUGCAAAACCUGGAGAUGUGGUCUGUGAUUACUGCUACGGGGUAAAGCUGAAAGCCUUCAAGUCCUGUCUGGUGUGUAUGGCCUCUUUCUGUGAGCAACACCUCCAACCUCACUUUGAUGUAGCUCCAUUAAAGAAACACAAGUUGGUUGAAGCCACCUCAAAGCUUCAGGAGAACAUCUGCUCUCGUCACGACGAGGUGAUGAAGAUUUUCUGCCGCACUGAUCAGCAGUGCAUCUGUUAUCUCUGCUCCAUGGAUGACCACAAAGGCCAUGACACCGUCUCCGCUGCAGCAGAGAGGGCUGACAGGCAGAAGGAGCUCGGGGUGAGCCGGGGAAAAGUCCAACAGAGAGCCCAGGACAGAGAGAAAGACGUCAAGGCGCUUCAACAGAGGGUGGAGGCUAUCAAUGGCUCUGCUGAUGAAGCAGUGAGGGACAGUGAGAAGAUCUUCACUGAGCUCAUUCAUCUCAUUGAGAAAAGAAGCUCUGAGGUGAAGCAGAAGAUCAGAUCCCAGCAGAAAACCCAAGUGAGUCAAGCUCAAGAUCUUGAGGAGAAGCUGCAGCAGGAGAUCACUGAGCUGCGGAGGAAAGACGCUGAGCUGCUGCAGCUCUCUCACACCGAGGACCACCUGCAUUUCCUAAACAACUACCCCUCACUGUCACGUCUGAGUGAGUCUGAAGACUUACCCAGCAUUGAUAUCUGUCCCCUGCGCUUAUUUGAGGAUGUGACCGCGGCGGUGUCAAAGACCAGAGAUAAACUGCAGGGUGUUGUGACUGAGGAGUGGGAAAACAUCUCUCUGGCAGUGACUGGAGUGGAUGUUUUAAUGACCCAAGCAGAGCCCAGAACCAGAGCUGAAUUCAGGACAUAUUCUCGUCAAAUCACAUUGGAUCCAAAUACAGCAGACAGGCUGUUGUCAUUGAGUGACGGGAACAGGAAAGCAACACGAAUGAACGUAGAUCAGUCAUAUUCUGCUCACCCAGACAGAUUUGUUGAAAGACGUCAGGUCCUGAGUACAGAGGGUCUAACUGGACGUUGUUACUGGGAGGUGGAGUGGAGCGGGAAAGCUUUUAUAGCAGUGGCAUACAAGGAUAUUAACAGAACUGGGACAGGUAAUGACUGUGGAUUUGGAUAUAAUAACAAAUCUUGGGCAUUAGUGUGUAACAUUGGCGGUAAAUAUACAUUCUACCAUCGAUAUAUUUCUACUCCCGUCUCAGGCCCUCCGUCCUCCAGAAUAGGAGUGUACCUGGAUCACAGAGCAGGUUCUCUCUCUUUCUACAGCGUGUCUGACACCAUGACCCUCCUCCACAGAGAGCAGACCACCUUCACUCAGCCUCUCUAUCCUGGGUUUUGGCUUUGGCAAGGUCCUGGAAGCUCAGCGGAGUUGUGUGAGCUGAAGUUUUGGGGUCGGGAAAAACUGAGCUGUUCGAUCUGUCUGGAUAUUCUAAAGGAUCCGGUAACUAUUCCCUGUGGGCAUAAUUAUUGCAUGAGCUGUAUUAAAGACUGCUGGGGUAAGGAGAAUGAGGAGAAAACCUACAGCUGCCCACAGUGCCGUCAGAGCUUCACACCGAGGCCUGCCCUGGUGAAAAAUACCAUGCUUGCAGAGUUAGUGGAGGAACUGAAGAAAACAGGGCUUCAAGAUGCUUCACCUGAUCUUUCCAUUGCAAAACCUGGAGAUGUGGUCUGUGAUUUCUGCUCCGGGGUGAAGCUGAAAGCCUUCAAGUCCUGUCUGGUGUGUAUGGCCUCUUUCUGUGAGCAACACCUCCAACCUCACUUUGAUGUAGCUCCAUUAAAGAAACACAAGUUGGUUGAAGCCACCUCAAAGCUUCAGGAGAACAUCUGCUCUCGUCACGACGAGGUGAUGAAGAUUUUCUGCCGCACUGAUCAGCAGUGCAUCUGUUAUCUCUGCUCCAUGGAUGACCACAAAGGCCAUGACACCGUCUCCGCUGCAGCAGAGAGGGCUGACAGGCAGAAGGAGCUCGGGGUGAGCCGGGGAAAAGUCCAACAGAGAGCCCAGGACAGAGAGAAAGACGUCAAGGCGCUUCAACAGAGGGUGGAGGCUAUCAAUGGCUCUGCUGAUGAAGCAGUGAGGGACAGUGAGAAGAUCUUCACUGAGCUCAUUCAUCUCAUUGAGAAAAGAAGCUCUGAGGUGAAGCAGAAGAUCAGAUCCCAGCAGAAAACCCAAGUGAGUCAAGCUCAAGAUCUUGAGGAGAAGCUGCAGCAGGAGAUCACUGAGCUGCGGAGGAAAGACGCUGAGCUGCUGCACCUCUCUCACACAGAGGACCACCUGCAUUUCCUAAACAACUACCCCUCACUGUCACGUCUGAGUGAGUCUGAAGACUUACCCAGCAUUGAUAUCUGUCCUCUGCGCUUAUUUGAGGACGUGACCCGCGCGGUGUCAAAGACCAGAGAUAAACUGCAGGGUGUUGUGACUGAGGAGUGGGAAAACAUCUCUCUGGCAGUGACUGGAGUGGAUGUUUUAAUGACCCAAGCAGAGCCCAGAACCAGAGCUGAAUUCAGGACAUAUUCUCGUCAAAUCACAUUGGAUCCAAAUACAGCACACAGGCAGUUGUCAUUGAGUGACGGGAACAGGAAAGCAACACUAAUGAAAGUAGAUCAGUCAUAUUCUGCUCACCCAGACAGAUUUGGUGGUUAUUGGCAGGUCCUGAGUACAGAGGGUCUAACUGGACGUUGUUACUGGGAGGUGGAGAGGAGCGGGAAAGCUCUUAUAGCAGUGGCAUACAAGGAUAUUAACAGAACUGGGACACUUAAGGAAUGUGCAUUUGGAAAUAACAAAUCUUGGGCAUUAGAGUGUAACAUUGGCGGUAAAUAUACAUUCUUCCAUCGAUAUAUUUCUACUCCCGUCUCAGGCCCUCCGUCCUCCAGAAUAGGAGUGUACCUGGAUCACAGAGCAGGUUCUCUCUCUUUCUACAGCGUGUCUGACACCAUGACCCUCCUCCACAGAGAGCAGACCACCUUCACUCAGCCUCUCUAUCCUGGGUUUGGGCUUUCAAACCCUUCUGGAAGCUCAGCUGAGUUGUGUGAGCUGAAGAAACAGAAAGUGAAACUUACUGACAUUCACUGUCGUAGAGGAGAAAUGGCGCAGCAAGUGAGUUUGGGUCGGGAAAAACGGAGCUGUUCGAUCUGUCUGGAUAUUCUAAAGGAUCCGGUAACUAUUCCCUGUGGGCAUAGUUAUUGCAUGAGCUGUAUUAAAGACUGCUGGGGUAAGGAGAAUGAGGAGGAAAACUACAGCUGCCCACAGUGCAGGCAGAGCUUCAAAACCAGGCCUGCCCUGGUGAAAAAUACCAUGCUUGCAGAGUUAGUGGAGGAACUGAAGAAAACAGGGCUUCAAGAUGCUUCACCUGAUCUUUCCAUUGCAAAACCUGGAGAUGUGGUCUGUGAUUUCUGCUCCGGGGUGAAGCUGAAAGCCUUCAAGUCCUGUCUGGUGUGUAUGGCCUCUUUCUGUGAGCAACACCUCCAACCUCACUUUGAUGUAGCUCCAUUAAAGAAACACAAGUUGGUUGAAGCCACCUCAAAGCUUCAGGAGAACAUCUGCUCUCGUCACGACGAGGUGAUGAAGAUUUUCUGCCGCACUGAUCAGCAGUGCAUCUGUUAUCUCUGCUCCAUGGAUGACCACAAAGGCCAUGACACCGUCUCCGCUGCAGCAGAGAGGGCUGACAGGCAGAAGGAGCUCGGGGUGAGCCGGGGAAAAGUCCAACAGAGAGCCCAGGACAGAGAGAAAGACGUCAAGGCGCUUCAACAGAGGGUGGAGGCUAUCAAUGGCUCUGCUGAUGAAGCAGUGAGGGACAGUGAGAAGAUCUUCACUGAGCUCAUUCAUCUCAUUGAGAAAAGAAGCUCUGAGGUGAAGCAGAAGAUCAGAUCCCAGCAGAAAACCCAAGUGAGUCAAGCUCAAGAUCUUGAGGAGAAGCUGCAGCAGGAGAUCACUGAGCUGCGGAGGAAAGACGCUGAGCUGCUGCAGCUCUCUCACACCGAGGACCACCUGCAUUUCCUAAACAACUACCCCUCACUGUCACGUCUGAGUGAGUCUGAAGACUUACCCAGCAUUGAUAUCUGUCCUCUGCGCUUAUUUGAGGACGUGACCGCGGCGGUGUCAAAGACCAGAGAUAAACUGCAGGGUGUUGUGACUGAGGAGUGGGAAAACAUCUCUCUGGCAGUGACUGGAGUGGAUGUUUUAAUGACCCAAGCAGAGCCCAGAACCAGAGCUGAAUUCAGGACAUAUUCUCGUCAAAUCACAUUGGAUCCAAAUACAGCACAGAGGCAGUUGUCAUUGAGUGACGGGAACAGGAAAGCAACACGAAUGAAAGUAGAUCAGUCAUAUUCUGCUCACCCAGACAGAUUUGUUGAAAGAUGGCAGGUCCUGAGUACAGAGGGUCUAACUGGACGUUGUUACUGGGAGGUGGAGUGGAGCGGGAGAGCUUUUAUAGCAGUGGCAUACAAGGAUAUUAACAGAACUGGGACAUUUAAUGAAUGUGUAUUUGGAUGUAAUAACAAAUCUUGGGCAUUAGAUUGUAACAUUCGCGGUAAAUAUAUAUUCUACCAUCGACUUAUUUCUACUUCCGUCUCAGGCCCUCCGUCCUCCAGAAUAGGAGUGUACCUGGAUCACAGAGCAGGUUCUCUCUCUUUCUACAGCGUGUCUGACACCAUGACCCUCCUCCACAGAGAGCAGACCACCUUCACUCAGCCUCUCUAUCCUGGGUUUUGGCUUCCACACAAUCCUGGUGAAACAGCUGAGUUGUGUGAGCUGAAGUAGGCGGAAGUUUAAAUAGAGCAACUACACAGAGCAACUACAAUAUGUCCGGACUCUAACACGGCUGGGACUGGGAUUUUCCCUGUUUGAUUUUUUUGUCUGUGUAUUUCUAUUUUAAUUUAGAUAAAACAAUC
Molecule: messenger RNA, 5217 nt
Organism: Trematomus bernacchii (emerald rockcod)
Lineage: Eukaryota; Metazoa; Chordata; Actinopteri; Perciformes; Nototheniidae
Molecular function (GO): zinc ion binding; protein binding
Source: RefSeq, a predicted model, not a curated record